Messenger RNA from Physcomitrium patens, 855 nucleotides. RefSeq lists its product as uncharacterized. Lineage: Eukaryota; Viridiplantae; Streptophyta; Bryopsida; Funariales; Funariaceae. The record is from RefSeq and is a predicted model, not a curated record.
AUUAUCUCUCAAACUCUCUACUUCAACAUUCGAAGUUCAGCUUCUGUUUUUUCUGCAGUUGGAUAGUUCGGUACUGAAUCUAAUUUCCAAGUACCUAGGCUUGCGAUUGGAGCACUUGUCGAGCGAGAGAAGAAUCACCUUGUAUCACCACUCAGGCAAUUAGAUACCAAUGGCGCACCACCAGAGCCUUACAGACAAGGCGAAGAACUUGUUGCAUGGCACUCACAACCACGCUGCAGACCAUCACACAUACGGCAUCGGAGGCCCAACGACCGGCCACACUGCUACCCACGGCACUCACGGCACCCAUGGCGUUGGCACUGGCUACGGUGCUACUGCUGGUCACACAACGGGAACCCACGCGACAGGGGGGGGAUUGCUUGGCAAAGUAGAAAAUGCCAUUGCAGGCCACGGCACGCAUGGAACCCACACCACCGGCACUGGCCUAGGACACACCACCGGUACUGGCUAUGGAACCCACACAACUGGAACUGGCUAUGGAACAGCACCAACUAGUCACGUCGGCGCAACGCCGCACGUCACAGGGACGCAUCUAAGCAUGGCGGAGAAGGCCAAGCUCAAGCUCACCGGGCACUUGUGAGCGCAGCACUGAGCUCCGAAGUAGUGGAGCUGUAAAUAAGCAGAUUUUUGUAGAGAAAAAAAACAGUUGGUUUCUGCCUUUGUUGCUGAUUUUGGAGUCUUAGUGACAAUGUAUUGCUAUUCUUUUAUGCAUAGUUGUUGUGAGUGUGGGCUUGUAGAAGUGAAGCUCAUCACUCAGCUGCUACGCAGCUUCGCAUGUGAAACAGCUACUUCAACGUCAAAUAUAAAAUUGUUAUCAAACAAUGAUUUUUGCUA